UACUUACAUAACAAACUUGAGAUUACCCAAACAGUUGGACCAUAAUUGAAGUGGAUAAAACAUUUGCGGCCAUCCAUUCACUUGGUUCCUCGUAUGUAUUAUUAGUAUGCUCCAACAACUCAAAAUCCAAGAUCAUGCAAGAUCAUGCAAAGUAUACAUGGUUGUUGGUUGAUGAGAUCACUUUCUUUCUUUUUUUCCAUCUUAUAAAUACAUAUGACAUAAUUUAGGGAUGUUGUGUAGUUAAAUUAGCUAGAAAUAAACACUUAAAUACACACACAAACAUCUUAUGUUCUUGAAAACAUUUCUCUUUGAAAACGCCAAGGCCAUGGAGAGAACUAUUGAUAAUGAGAUUGUGAUAGUUGGAGGUGGUAUAUGUGGUCUUGCAACAGCCCUAGCUCUUCAUAGGAAGAAAAUAAAAAGUUUGGUGUUAGAAAAAUCAGAUGAGUUGAGAGCAACAGGAGCAGCUAUAAUUGUGCAAGCUAAUGGAUGGCAUGCACUUGAUCAGCUUGGUGUUGCCUCAACACUUAGACAAACUGCCUUUCAAAUACAAGGGGGAAAAUUCAUGUCUCUUAGUGAGGAUGAGCCAAAAGAAGUACCAUUUGGGAUUAAUGGAGAAUUUCGAUGCUUAAAGCGCACGGAUUUGAUCAAAGCCAUGGCUAAUUGUUUGCCACAGGAAACCAUACGCACUGGUUGUCAAGUACUUUCCACAGAAUUAGAUCUGGUAACAAAAUAUCCACAGAUUUUGCUUAGCAAUGGAAGUAUUCUUCGAGCUAAGGUUGUUAUUGGAUGUGAUGGUGUCAAUUCUAUUGUUGCGAAUAUGGUUACGCUACACCCGACAAAGCUCUUGCGUUUCUCUACAUGCGUUGCGCGAGGCUUCACGAAGUAUCAAAAUGGUCAUCAGUUUCCUAGUGAGUUUGUUAUGAUGAGCAGAGGUCAAGUCCAACUUGGAAGGAUCCCAAUGACGGAUAAACUUGUUUACUGGUUUGUAACACGACUCAGCACUUUUCAAGAUUCAAUAAUUUCAAAAGAUUCAGCUCUUAUUAGACAAUCAUUAAUGGAAUCAAUGGAGGGUUUUCCGGUACACGCGAUGGACAUGAUAAGAAAUUGCAAGUUGAGCUCUUUGCAUCUCACUGACUUGAAGUAUCGUCCACCGUGGGAUUUACUUCUUAACAGAUUUAGUAAAGGAACAAUAGUAGUUGCUGGUGACGCGAUGCAUGCUACUGGUCCAUUCGUUGCACAGGGUGGCUCGGCUUCGAUUGAAGAUGCAAUUGUUCUUGCUAGAUGUUUGGCAGAGAAGAUGAGUAAUAAGGAUGCAGAAGUUGAGAGAAAUGUUGUGGAGGAAGCAUUUGAUAAAUAUGCGAAAGAAAGAAGGAUGAGAAUAUUUUGGCUCUCUUUAAAUACUUUUCUUGUUGGUAAAAGACUUGAUACGAAAUCGGGGAUAGUGAGAUCUUUAGUUCUUGCAAUAAUGUUUGUUCUAUUUAGAGAUCCGGACGGCCACUCGCACUAUAAUUGUGGAACUUUGUAAGAAGAUGAAGUUUUAAGUUGUGUAUAAUUGUGGAAUUCUAGAACAAGAAGAAGGUUUAAGUUAUGAAUAAUUGUGGAACUCUAUAACAAGAAGGUUUAAGUUACGUGUAAUUGUUGAACAUCUCUAUUGGAACAGUGUUACUGUAAUCUCUAAUGUGGUAGUGGUGGUUAAGUGUGUUGAUUCAAAAUCAGUAGUUGCUGCUACAAUUGAUCAUAUCAUCCAUGAUUGCAAGGAACUUGUGUCUAAUUUGGAAGGCUCUCAAAUUAUUUAUGAUAAUCGUAGAUUUAAUUCCGAUGUUCAUAAUUUAGUUAAGUAGUCAAAAUAUGUUACUUGUAGAACAUAGUUGGGGCAUUAUUAGCUGUAGAACAUAGUUGUUCCCGAUUCAUCCAAACUCAAAUGUUGUUCUUUUGUUUCCUCUCUAAUGAAUUUGGUUGCACCAUGAAA
Molecule: messenger RNA, 1969 nt
Organism: Vicia villosa (hairy vetch)
Lineage: Eukaryota; Viridiplantae; Streptophyta; Magnoliopsida; Fabales; Fabaceae
Product: monooxygenase 1-like
Exons: 5
Coding region: 287-1525 (412 amino acids)
Molecular function (GO): FAD binding
Source: RefSeq, a predicted model, not a curated record